Molecule: messenger RNA, 761 nt
Organism: Arachis duranensis
Lineage: Eukaryota; Viridiplantae; Streptophyta; Magnoliopsida; Fabales; Fabaceae
Product: dirigent protein 21
Exons: 2
Coding region: 63-623 (186 amino acids)
Source: RefSeq, a predicted model, not a curated record
UAAUUGCAAAAAGGUCCUAUAAGUUUGUUCCAAAUAUAGCUACUUUAUGAGUUACGACAAAUAUGGCUUCUGCUCUCAACUACUUGCUAAUAACUCUAAUAAUCUCCAUCUCCUUCACCACCAUUACCCAUGGAGCGUUUUCAGAACAAUCCUACAUAACUUUACCCUCACAGAAACUAACCCAUCUCCACUUCUAUUACCAUGACAUCCGAAACGACAACAACCCAACGGUGGUGCAAAUUGUCGACACACCCAAGAAUGUUCCCAACGGUUUUGGGUCCAUUUUUGCCAUGGAUGAUGUUAUGACUGAAGGGCCUGAGUUGACUUCCAAGCAAGUUGGAAGAGUUGGAAGAGCCCAGGGUCUGUUUGCUCUGGCUUCUCUGCAGGAUCUUGGGAUGACAAUGUUGACGAAUUUUGCAUUCACGGAAGGGAUAUAUGCAGGGAGCACAAUAAGCAUGCUUGGGAGGAACCCUAUCUCAGAGGAGAAUAGAGAGAUGCCAAUAGUGGGUGGUACUGGUGUAUUCAGAUUUGCAAGGGGAUUUGCCAUUGCAAAUAGUGUUAUGCCUAUUUCUACUCCUCAGCACUUUGUUGUAGAGUACAAUAUCACUCUCUCUCAUCCCUAGUAACUAAAAAAGAAGAGAACUUGACUCAAUCAUCAAUGUACCUUAUGAUAUGUAAUGAGACUUUUGUUAGAGAGAUUGUGUAGCGGCAAAAGCUUUGGUCAAUAAAUUUUGGUGUGAAAUGGAUACCUUGGUGAAUAA